GGUCCAGCGCUCCUCAUGGCCCACCCAUCUGUGGGCGGCUGGUCAUUGAAAGGCUUCAGAAACAUCUUUCUUUGUGAGGGGAUUCCCCAUGCAGAUAAAAAUCUGGGUUUCCUUGUUCUUCCCCAGGAUUUUUUUGAUGUGCUCCAUGAUCUCCUUAUUGCUCUUGGUCUCCACACCCACGAGGACCUGCUCCCCGGAAUCCAAAUAGAACCGCAGGAAGGGGGACGGCGUCAUGUUCUUAAACAUCAUAAUCUGUACCCAAGGAUUUUUAUGCUGGAUCUGAGGUGCUGGGGACACAGAAGAAUUAGAGCAGACCCAGCCCGGAGGAGCCCACAGGCUUGGAAGGGAGCAGAAUCUGGUAGCUCAGAGAACAAGAAACCUACAUUUAUGGAUGAGGAAGUCCAAAACAUACUCAUCAAGAUGACAGGCUUGAAUUUGCAGAAGAUUUUUAAGCCAUCUAUACAAGAACUGAAGCCACCAACCUAUAAGCUGAUGACCCAGGCACAGUUGGAGGAGGCUACAAGAAAGGCAAUUGAGGCAGCUAAAAUACGAUUAAAAAUGCCACCGGUUCUGGAAGAACGAGCACCAAUAAAUGACGUGUUAGCUGAAGAUAAGAUUUUGGAAGGAACAGAAACAGCCAAAUAUGUAUUUACUGAUAUAUCAUAUAGCAUACCACACCGGGAGCGUUUUAUUGUUGUCAGAGAACCAAGUGGCAGGCUACGCAAAGCCUCUUGGGAAGAACGGGACAGGAUGAUACAAGUUUAUUUCCCCAAAGAAGGCCGUCGAGUUUUAACACCAAUAAUUUUCAAGGAAGAAAAUCUUAAGACCAUGUAUAGCCAGGACCGGCACGUUGAUGUCCUCAAUCUCUGCGUCGCCCAGUUUGAGCCGGAUUCUACUGAAUAUAUCCAAAUUCAUCAUCAGACCUAUGAAGACAUAGAUAAACAUGGAAAGUAUGACCUUUUACGUUCAACAAGACACUUUGGUGGAAUGGCUUGGUAUUUUGUAAAUAGGAAAAAGAUUGAUGGUUUACUGAUUGACCAGAUUCAGAGAGAUUUAGUUGAUGAUGCCACCAGCUUGAUCCAGCUGUAUCACCUCCUCCAUCCAGAUGGCCAGUCAGCUCAGGAGGCUAAGGAGCAGGCUGCUGAGGGAUUACAUUUAAUUAAGGUCUUUGCAAAAACAGAAGCACAGAAGGGAGCAUAUAUAGAAUUAACACUACAAGCUUACCAAGAAACAUUCAUUAGCCAUUCUGCAGCUUCCUGAAGACAUUUUUUAAAAUAAAUUUCAUUUUACUAAAUUA
Messenger RNA from Zalophus californianus (California sea lion), 1297 nucleotides. It is a transcript of the gene MRPS22, whose product is annotated as mitochondrial ribosomal protein S22. The record is from RefSeq and is a predicted model, not a curated record. Gene Ontology annotation, molecular function: structural constituent of ribosome. The coding region runs from base 16 to 1260 and encodes 414 amino acids. Gene Ontology annotation, cellular component: mitochondrial small ribosomal subunit. The transcript is spliced from 11 exons. Lineage: Eukaryota; Metazoa; Chordata; Mammalia; Carnivora; Otariidae.